GGAGUGUAAGUGAAAAUGUACAAGUCGAAGUUGCAAGAGUUGUGUCAACGGAGACAGUGGAGAUUGCCUCGCUACUCUUUCACGAAAGCCGGUCCACCACAUAAUCCAAGCUUUAAGGGUUCUGUUUCUGUCAAUGGUGUUACCUUUACUUCUUCUAAUACUUUCAAUUCCUCCAAAGAAGCUCAUAACCAUGCUGCUAUGAAAGCUUUCCUCGACUUUUCUUCUCCUCCAUCGGGCUCUUCAAUACCAAACAAUAAAUAUGGUCCAGAUCCAAAAGAGAAAGUUGAAGCUGCAAAACCUCAAGAGACUCAAGUUCCACCACAAUCUCGAGUUAUUUUAACCGAUAUGGAUCGUUCGAGCAAACUUCAGCAGCAAAACAAUACUCGAAAGAACGAUCUUGAUCCACCUGUUUUUACAAUUAAAGCUGAGGGGCCACCUCAUGACAUUCACCAUAAGGCUAUUGUUGUUAUUGAUGGAAAAUCAUUUGAAAUCCCAACAUUUUUCAACACUAGAAAAGAGGCAGAGGAAGGUGCUACAAAAAUUGUUGACAUGUUUCAGCAGUAUGGUUACAAAGUAGAAACAAUCCUCACUUUACAAGCUGGUGGUUCUGUAGAAUUGAGUAAAGCUGAACUCUCAAUUCCAAGAAGACUAAUAGUAUAUCCAUUGUGUUUGAAGGAGGAAUCUUUUCCAUUCAAGAGUUUGCUGCUGGAAUUGACAGAGAGAGAAGGUUUUUCCAAUCCAACAUAUAAAACUACACAGAUUGGUUCUCCUCAUAUGCCAAACUUUUUCUCAACUGUGGAAGUACAGGGCUUGGAAUUUCAUGGAAAGGCAUCUAGAUCCAAAAAACAGGCAGAACAUGAUGCUGCACAGAUUGCUUACAUUGCCCUAAAAGAGUGUGGACUUCAAAUGUAUGCUUCUUUUUCUUCCCCUGCCAAAGAAAAUGAAGCAGAAAAAUCACCUCUUGAAUCAGACAUUGUUAAAUCCAUACAGAAACUCAACCCUGAAGAUGAAGUUUUGGUGGAUAAGGAGAUAUUACCUACUAAUAUCAAAAUGAACAAAGACAUGCCAAAUGAAUCUUUUCCAGUUCCCCCUAACAAAAAAAUGAAGACGAGUAACAUGUGUCCUUCAUCUUCGCCUACAGAACGUCUUUGUGCUAAAAUUUCUGAGUCCAAAACAAGUAGUUACCAACUUUGUGACAGGCUCAAGGUGUAUACAAGUUAUCCAGAUAUUGUAUUCCCUAAGGGGAUUACAGUUUUACCUAUUGCUGAGGAUAAAUGGGUUGCAGUGAGUCUUGAAUUUCCAAAUGAGAAAGACUUUUGAUUCUUGUGAAACAAGUUUCAUAUAUGACUUUGCUUUAAAGUAUUAUUACAAAACUUGAUGUUUAAUGUAUAUGUUGCUUUCAAGUAAAACUCUAGAU
This is a messenger RNA of Trifolium pratense (red clover), 1417 nucleotides long. Its product is annotated as double-stranded RNA-binding protein 1-like. Lineage: Eukaryota; Viridiplantae; Streptophyta; Magnoliopsida; Fabales; Fabaceae. Bases 16 to 1320 code for a protein of 434 amino acids. The record is from RefSeq and is a predicted model, not a curated record. The transcript is spliced from 7 exons.